Messenger RNA from Heterostelium album PN500, 2898 nucleotides. It is a transcript of the gene nop14, whose product is annotated as nucleolar 14 family protein. Gene Ontology annotation, biological process: maturation of SSU-rRNA. The record is from RefSeq and is a predicted model, not a curated record. The coding region runs from base 1 to 2898 and encodes 965 amino acids. The transcript has 6 exons. NCBI's taxonomy places the organism in Eukaryota, Evosea, Eumycetozoa, Acytosteliales, Acytosteliaceae. Gene Ontology annotation, cellular component: small-subunit processome; nucleolus; Noc4p-Nop14p complex.
AUGGUAGGAACAAGUAAAUCAGAUAAAGUAUUUUCUCAAAAGAAAGGUGCAGCUGCAUCUUCCUUUGGAAAACCACAGCAACAACAACAACAACAACAUACACCAUCAGUAAAGAUUGUAAACCCAUUCGAUAGAAAGACAAAUCGUGUUAAGCAUUCUGUUUUAGGAAAGAAGGUUGUUGGUACCUCUGGUAACAGAGGUCAAUCAAGAUAUAAUGACAUCGAAAGAAGAAAGAAAACAUUGUUAGUAGAGUUAAACCAAUCCAAAAAGAGUAAUCAAUUCUUGGAUCAAAGAAUUGCAGAGAAUGAUCCAACCAUGUCAGAGGAAGAUAAGAUGUUAGCAAGAUAUCAAAAGGAAAAAAUGAAAAAGAAUUUAUAUAAUUUGAAUGACGAUGAUGAUCAAUUGAUACAAGGUGGAUUGGGUGAUCAUUUGGCAGAUGAUUACGUUGCCGAUGAGGACGACGAGUUGAGAGAGGAGGAGAGAAUGUCUGGUGGUAGAAGAAGAAACAUCUAUGAACAGGACGAAGAGCGUGACGAGAACGGUGAGCCAAUCAAGAAGACCAGAGAAGAGGUGUUCCAAGAGAUCAUCGAAAAGUCAAAGGCAGGUAGAGCUGAACGUGCCAAGGAGAAGAUGCUCAAGGAAGACAUCACCAGAGAGUUGGACCAGGAGUUUGACGAGAUCAGAAGUGGCAGCAUGUUGAUGAUGCGUGGAAAAGACGAUCCGCUACUUUCGCUAUUCCCAACCAGUGAAGAGGAGCAAAAGAGACAGCAACAACAAAAGGAAAAGGAAAAUAAUAAAGAUCAACAACAAAAGGAGAAAGAGAAGCAACAGCCAGCUCAGCAAAAUGAAGAUGAUUUCGAUAAUUUGGUUUUGGAGAUGGCAAAUGAAGCGAGAGCUAAAGCUACCGAUAGAACAAAGACACCUGAGGAAGUCAUGAAGGAGGAGAAGGAGAGACUCGAUAAGUUGGAAGAGAAUCGUUUGAAGAGAAUGCGUGGUGAGAUCGUCGAAGAAGAUGAUGAGUCCGCCAAGAAAAUGACAAGAUACGAAAAGAGACAAAAGAAAUUGAAGAAAGACAAGACCAACUUACCAUCGAGACCAACCGCCGACGACCUCAACGAUGAUGACUUUGCAUUGGAUGAUCCAUUGGGUAAUAAGGAUGCUCCAUGGUAUGAUUUCAAAGAGAAUGGUGAAGGUGAAGAAGAUGGUGAAGAUGAAGAUGAAGAUGAAGAAUCAGAGGAUGGUGAUCAAGAUGAUGAUGAAGAGUUAGACGGUGAAGAUGAUGAUGAAGAUGAAGAAGGUGUAGAAGAAGAAGAAGAUGACGAUGAUGAAGAAUCAGAGGAUGAAGACGAUAUUGAAGCCAGUAGAAUUGAAGCAGAGAUUAGAAAGAUUAACUCUCAAAAGAAAGCAUCCGAAGAGAUUCCAUUCACUUUCGACGUUCCAAAGUCAAUCGAUGAGUUGAAUCAAUGGUUAGCCGGACGUACACAAGAAGAGAAGAAUCUCAUUUAUACACGUAUCAGAGUUUGCAAUCACGUCUCUCUCAAACCACAAAACAAAGAAAAGAUGAAAGUUUACCUUCCUGUUUUAUGGCGUCGUUUCGAGUUGAUAGCUGCCAACAACAACAACAAUAACAACGCUGAAAAAGAUAGUAGUAGUCUCGAUUGGUUAGAGUUGGAUCUUCUUGCAAAAUAUAUUUUCGAAGUAGGAAAGGAUGUACCUGAUAUUCUGGCUGCUACAGCACUUGCCAUGAUGCACAGUUGUUACAAACGUUGUUUGGCUCGUAUCGAAAAGGUAACUGUUGCCGCUGCUGCCAACAACAACGCCACUACUACUACUACAGUUGUUUCGGCAUGGCCAUCAGUCUCUGAAUUGCUAACAAUGAAGUUGAUUGCCAAUGUAUUCCCAACCUCUGAUUUCCAACACCAAGUGGUAACACCAACCACCGUUGCAAUGGCACACUUCCUCAUCCAACUUCCAAUCAUCACACCACACGAUAUUCUUUCAUCGAUUUUCCUUUCAAAUAUUUUCAAAUAUUAUUUAGUUAGUGCUAAUAAAUAUUCACCGGAAAUAACAUCGGUAGUUAUUAGUUUGUUGUCAUCAUUUGCUUCACAACAAAAGACAGCAGCAGCAACAGCAACAGCACAGACAAAGACAAAUAAGGAUAGUGAUCAAUGGGCAUCGUUCAACACAGGUAUUCUUGUGCCAAACAUGAUGUUGAAAGACAAAUGUUUGGCAUUCGCUAACAAGAAGACAUUGAAAAAGGUAACACCUGCCACUCAAUUCGAUUUCAACUAUUUAAUUAAAUCAAAACAAGAGCAAUCACAAAAGUAUUUCGGAACUGAUCAAUUUAGAAUUGAUUUAUUAUAUUUAUUAUUAAACUUUGUUGAAUCAUAUGUUAAACAAAUGAUAUUGUCAGAGAAUACCGAAUCAUUACCAUCUGUAUUACAAUUGUUUUUGAAUCAAUUGAAUCAAUUCGAUAGUCAGUUAUUCAAUCAAGUACUUCAAGAUAAGUUGAAAUUGGUUAAAGAUUUAAUUGGUGAAAAGAACAAGUCGAUCGUUGAGAAGAGAGUACCGUUGACAUUGUUGGUCGGUAAGCCAGUGGAGAAGAAGACAUUCACACCCAGCUUCAGCAAAGAGUAUCAUGAACACGGUGACGAUCCAGAUGUCGUUAGACAGGAAGCAAGAAAGCUAAAGGCACUCCACAAGAAGGAGAUGAAGGGUGCCAUCAGAGAGUUGAUCAAGGACAACAACUUUAUCCAACAGGAGAAGACCAAGCAACGUAUGGCCGAGCGUCAAGAGAUCGAAAUCAAACGUAAGAAGAUCAUGUCUGAACUCGAACAAGAGCAACACGAGCACAAACAAUACAAGAAGAUGAAAGAUCGUCUCGAUGGUAGAAUUUAA